GCCUCCUGCCUCCAUGGCUGCUUCCUCCCUGCCUGCUGCCUCCCUGGCUACUAACAUCCUGCCUGCUCCCUCCCUGCCUGCUACCCCCCUGGCUGCUCCCUCCCUGGUAUCUUAAGAAAAUCAAUGUAUCUGCGUUUUGUCCCACUUCACUGACCAUCCAUUGUGAUGCUCAUUUUUGUUUAUUUAUUUUUAGGCUGUGGAUGACUCUGGCAUGCCGGGCUUAGACAGAGUAGACAGCUUGGCUGAGUGUUUGGUGGAGCUGAGGAACCAGUCCUCUCUGGCCCUCACCAACCAGCAGGUAAGCAACAUUGUUGCUCUGUGGCAGAACCUGCUGGACUACGACCAGCAGAGGGUUUCCUUUGCUGCCAGACACCAGAGCAGGCUGGACACAGGGAGGUUCAGGUCUCCAAAGAAGAGGCAGGAGUUCACUCCAGGGGUGGAGAGCAUGAAGAGGCACGCACUCACCACCACUGCCCCGCUUGCCCAAUGGCCUGAUUGCUGCCGCCUGAUUGAACUGAUCUUUGUCAGGCUCUGUGCCAUCCAUCGCUCUCCCAAGAAGAAGGGGACUGGUGCAGUGUCCAGAUGGAGUUUAAUCCUGGAUGACUACAGGAAAAUCAGGCAGCGCAUUUUGGCAAAUGGGACGGUCAUGCAGCAGACCACACUGCAGCUGGUGGAUGUAAGCCACACCACCCUUGUGCAGUGGCACAACAAGAGGGUGAAGAAGCAGGACAACGCUGUGGUUAUGCAGGGGCUGAACUUGCCCAGUCGCUUGUCUGCGGCAGCCAACCCACUCCCUCCUGCUAAUGUGCGCCUUCCAUCUGCGCUCCCCCACCCAGGCCCGGCUCUCCAGUACCAACUGCCCUGCAGCACCGUGGGCCAGGCGCGGUUGAAAAGAAAGGUCCCGCCCACAGAUGUAACACCGGUUGCUAUAAAGAUGCAUGCCCAGCGUCAGCUCUUCCCUGCUCCACCCUCGGCCCCUCGUCUGUUGGUGCUGGCUCCGGUGACCUCACAGGUGCCUGUCCUCGUCGCUGCUCCACAGGCCCUGGGAGGUAUCUUCCCUGCACCCCCUGCUCCGGUCCGAAAACUAACCCGCCAUGUACUCCACAACACAUGCAAGAAAUGCGGGCAGUUCAGGACAGCCCAGACUGGACACAGUCAGUACAAAGGAACUGUGUACUGCCCCUCUGUAGAGGCUGUUCCCAAGGAGCAGUGGUUGGAGGACAUGAAACAAGUAGAUGCCCCUCUACUCCCCUCCCAGAGGCAUGGACACUGGGCUACUGCCCCUCUACCCCCCUCCCAGAGGCAUGGACGCUGGGCUAGUGCCCCUCUACCCCCCUCCCAGAGGCAUGGACGCUGGGCUAGUGCCCCUCUACCCCCCUCCCAGAGGCAUGGACACUGGGCUAGUGCCCCUCUACCCCUCCCCCUCCCAGAGGCAUGGACACUGGGCUAGUGCCCCUCUACCCCCCUCCCAGAGGCAUGGACACUGGGCUAGUGCCCCUCUACCCCCCUCCCAGAGGCAUGGACACUGGGCUAGUGCCCCUCUACUCCCCCUCCCAGAGGCAUGGACGCUGGGCUAGUGCCCCUCUACCCCCCUCCCAGAGGCAUGGACACUGAACACUUUAAUGUUGUUAAUAGUUCUGUUAAUGUUUUCUGUUAUUGUCUAUAGUUACUGUUGAAUAAGUGAAUGGAGGGAUUCACUACUGUUCUGUAUAUAUUUAAGUUAUUGUCUAUAGUUACUGUUGAAUAAGUGAAUGGAGGGAUUCACUACUGUUCUGUAUAUAUUUAAGUUAUUGUCUAUAGUUACUGUUGAAUAAGUGAAUGGAGGGAUUCACUACUCUUCUGUAUAUAUUUAAGUUAUUGUCUAUUGUUACUGUUGAAUAAGUGAAUGGAGGGAUUCACUACUGUUCUGUAUAUAUUUAAGUUAACAGUUAUUAGUAUCAUCAUUGUUUUGUUAUUAACCAAACAGUGAUUAGGUGAUUUCCACAAAAAAAUAUAACCACUUGAAUUUCUGGCAACAAUUUAGUCAAACCAGAACCUUGGGAUUAACUUUUAUCCCAUAUAUAUGUCUAUAGAAAUAGAAAUAUAAGGUUUUAAUUGUGAUUCCUGAUAUACCUCAACAUUUAAAAAACAUUGGUGAUGUAGGUCUGGGCCAUAAAAAUUCCUUCCUUCUCUUUUUCUCUCCUUUUUUCCCUCUUUUUUCCUCAUUUUUCUUCUU
Molecule: messenger RNA, 2215 nt
Organism: Osmerus eperlanus (European smelt)
Lineage: Eukaryota; Metazoa; Chordata; Actinopteri; Osmeriformes; Osmeridae
Exons: 2
Coding region: 212-1450 (412 amino acids)
Source: RefSeq, a predicted model, not a curated record